Molecule: messenger RNA, 1083 nt
Organism: Naegleria gruberi
Lineage: Eukaryota; Heterolobosea; Eutetramitea; Acrasida; Naegleriidae
Exons: 2
Coding region: 1-1083 (360 amino acids)
Biological process (GO): oxaloacetate metabolic process
Molecular function (GO): catalytic activity; magnesium ion binding
Source: RefSeq, a predicted model, not a curated record
AUGUUCAAGCCUCUUUUUCAACAAGCCUUUCCGAAGGCUAUUAUUAACAACAAGCCUUCAUCAAUUAUGAAUAGUAUCAUCAUUAAUAAUAACAAUACAUCAAGAAGACUUUUUUCUACAACCAAUACAAUAACAUUAAAUAAUACAACAAUUGAUCAUCAACAACAACAUAACAUUCCAAUUAUGAGAAGUUUAUUAUACAUUCCAGGUAAUAGUGAAAAAAUGUUAUCUAAAAUUCAUUCACUCUCUAUUAAACCAGAUGUAUUUGUUCCAGAUUUAGAAGAUUCAGUUCCAUACCAUGAAAAGGAAAAGGCUAGAAAGAUGGUUAGAGAAUUUUUAUUAUCUUUUAAUACUCAAGAUAAUAAUGCUAAUAAUAUGAAAAUAAUACCACGUGUUAAUAGUGAAGAUGAAUUUUUAGAAAUUGAUUGUGAAUCUAUUUGUAUACCAAAUAUAGUACAUGCAAUUAAUAUUGGAAAAACAAGUUCAAUUGCAGAUAUUUUUAAAAUUGAUGAAAUUUUAACUAGAAUUGAAGAUAAUUUAAAAGUACAACAAUAUACUUUUAAAAUUAUACCAUCUAUUGAAUCUGCAAUUGGAUUAGUACAUGCUUACCAAAUAUGUAGUUGUUUACCAAAUAGAAUUAUUGGUGUUGCUUUUGGUGCUGAUGAUUAUGCUCAUGAUUUGGGUUUUACUAGAAAUACUUCUCAAUCUAUUGAAAAGGAAUUAUUUUAUGUUAGAUCUACAAUUGCUGUAGCAGCUAGAGCAGCUAAUAUACCAUCAUUUGAUACACCAAAUGUUAAUUUUAAAAAUAUGGAAGGAUUAAAAGAAGAAUCUAUUGAAGUUAGAAAUAUUGGAAUGAAAGGUAAAUUCGCAAUUCAUCCAAAUCAAAUUCCAAUUUUAAAUGAAAUAUUUGGUCCAUCAGAAAUGGAAAUUAAAGAAGCAAAAUUAAUUGUUGAUGCUUAUGAAAAAGCUGCUCAGGAAAAUAAUCGUGGAAGUUGUCAAGUUGAAGGUAGAAUGGUUGAUAUGCCUGUUUAUAGAAGAUUUAAACAAGUUUUAGAAAUUGCUCAAAAAAUUAAUAGAAAAUAA